Molecule: messenger RNA, 1671 nt
Organism: Physella acuta
Lineage: Eukaryota; Metazoa; Mollusca; Gastropoda; Physidae
Product: piggyBac transposable element-derived protein 4-like
Source: RefSeq, a predicted model, not a curated record
AUGGAGGGCAAAGUGGAGUGUAAAAGUGUUGGGCAAAGUGGAGCGGUAAAAAGAGUUGGGCAAAGUGGAAGAGAAGAACCAGAUGUCACCAGUGAAGUUAGCGCUAAUGAAUACGAAUCAGAAAAUGAAUCGGACGAUUAUGACACUCAAGAUAUUCUUGGAAAAGACGGUUAUGUGUGGUCACAGAAGCCGAAAAUUCUCCGAAGAACACCGAUGCGAAAUAUUGUUACACAGAAGCCAGGGCCAAAAGGGAAUGGGUGUCAGGCAGACACACCAUUGAAAGCAUUUGAUUUAUUUUUUGACGAUUCCAUGAUAACAGAGAUUGUUACAUGGACCAAUCAAAAAAUUGAAAAUGUGAAAGUCAGUUACAUUAGAAACGCUGGAUUUUUGUACCAAACCAACGUUGUAGAAAUUCGAGCACUUAUAGGCAUCCUACUCUUCUUGGGUGCCACAAAAAACUCCAAGGAAAGUACUGCAAGUAUUUGGUCGAAAGAUAGUACUGGCAAGCCAAUUUGCAUAUCAGCGAUGAGUCAAAAACGGUUUUUGCUGCUUGUGUAUUGCCUACGUUUCGACAAUUCCACAACGAGGGCCCAGCGAAGAGCUAACGACAAGUUGGCGUGUGUUCGCGACAUAUUUGGCAAAUUUGUCAAAGCUUGUGAAGCAAACUACACCCCAGGAACUGGGUGUACAGUGGAUGAAUCUCUCCUUGCAUUCAGAGGAAGAUGUAGUUUCAAGCAAUAUAUACCAAAUAAACCAAGUAAAUACGGCAUCAAGAUAUAUGUAUUGGCUGAUAGCAAAACGUUCUACUCGGUUUCUUCAAAAAUUUAUAUGGGAGCUGGUACUCAUGCACCAGGGAUGCAAGUUCCAACCCAAGCAGUCUUGGAUUUGGUACCCACAAUUUCUGGAACAAACAGAAACAUUACAACCGAUAACUAUUACACAUCAAUUGAUUUGGCCAAUGAACUAAAAUCCAGGAAUCUCACAUUAGUUGGCACUAUGAAAAAUAACAAAGCUUGCAUUCCACCGUCAUUUUUGAUGAAAGCAGCAGAAGGAACAGUUCAAUACGUCUUUGAUCAUGCAAACGAUUACACUCUCUUGUCUAUUGUUCCAAAGAAGAACAAGAGAGUUAUAUUUCUUUCCACCAUGCAUUCGCAAAAAUCGACUGAUGCAGCUACUGGGAAAGAAGAAAUAAAUGUAUUUUACAACCAAGAAAAAGGUGGGGUAGACAGACAUGAUCAAAUGUGCAGCUUUUAUACCACGGCAAGAAAAACAAAUCGUUGGCCAAUGAGGGUAUUUUAUGGAAUGAUUGAUAGUGCUGCCUUGAACGCAUUUGUUAUUUUUACUGAAAAUGUGCCAAACUUUGGAGAACGUAAGAAAAACAAACGACAGAGAUUCUUGAAGAAACUGGCCAUCGCUUUGAUUACACCACAUGCGCAUCAACGAUUGGAGAUGAAGCAGACGCCAAAAGAUGUCAAACAGAUCAUCCGUACCUGCGGCAUUGCGGAGGUACCAACACAAACAGCAAGCACCACACAACCUCAUUCAGGACGCAAGAGAUGUUAUAUUUGUCCCAGAUCUUGUGACAAGAAAACCAAACUAGUCUGUAAUGAGUGCAAUAAGUUUGUGUGUGAAGAACAUACCAAGCGAGUUUGCAACCAAUGCCAGCAUUGA